AUGCAUAGUAGCAGUAAUAUCAAUGGUGGUGGGAAUGCGACGAAUGCAAGCGUAGGAGGAGGACAGCAAGCACAGCAGCAACACGUGUCUUUUGAGAAGGGAAAUCAGCAACACGAACGAGUGGAUGCGUUUUCGCGAGAAAGCGACCCGCGGAAUCCGAAUCAGCAGCUGCAACACCAAAACUACCACCAAAACUACCACCAAAACUUUAGUAGCAGUAAUAACAAUGAUGCGAUGCAGCAGCAGCAGCAACAUUCGCGCGAGGACGAGGAGCCUGCUGGGACGUCGUCUGCGUUGAAUUCGAAUGAACCGCCGCCGAUGCCGCGAGCGAGUAGUUUCGUGGCGAGGCAAAGCGACGUUCGCAGCCGAUACGUGGAUGUUUUCAAUCCGACGGGUGGGGAUACGAGCGAUGGUGGUAGUGGUGGUGGUGGCGCUCAAAGUUUAUCGGGAAGUGCGGCGGAUGUGGCGUCUUUUUUACCGCCGCCGAUUGCCGUGGCAAAGCCGCAAAAGUUUUUCGUUCCCGGGCCGAGCGCGAAGGACGAGGACGAAGCGAAGAACGAAGGUAAAUUAGAAAGCGAAUCGCCGCAUUACGUAGAGAAUCAGCAAGUGCUCUCGCCGACGAAAAGAGAAAGUCCUCAUCACAGUAGCAGCAACAACAACGAUAGCAAUACUUUUACUAGCGAUGGUGAACAGCAUCAUCAUCAUCAUCAUCAGGAGCAGCAACAACACCUCACUCAUUUUAAACCGGGCUCGCCGGCGGUUCCAGAGAAUGAAGUUUUGAAUUAUCCUCCGCCUGGAGAACACCAUCAGAAUGGAAUGAUAUCGAAUACUAGCGAACAACAACAACAACAACCGAUGUAUGACCAGUGGGGAAAUCUCAUAGAGCAACAGCUGCCUCCGCAACCUCCAUCCGCCACGGGAUCUAUGCGAAGCGAGGGGCACGAAUCGACGAGUCAGUUCGACGCAUACAUCGAUCAGAAUAAUCAGUAUCCGUCGAGUUACGAUCAACCACUUCACGAACAAACGCAGCAACAACACGUUGAUUACGAGGACGACGACGAUUACUUGCGUCCUCCGCAACAAAUGGAACAACAACAACAACAACACCAACAAAACUAUUCAGAAUCUCCUGGACGAAACAGCGACGGGUAUGAUUUUGCUCCGCCAUCACCUCGAAUUAGCGAGGGCGGUACCGUGAAUACUACUGCCGCCAAUAACAAUAGCGCGAAUACUGCAUUCAUGCCGCCUUCUUCUUCGGAUGGUUUCGCGCGAAACGACUACGAUUUCAGCAACGAAAUAAUGCCGUCGGCGCCACACGACGAGAAUAAAGGCAACGAUGAAAACAUGAACGACUACGACUACGUCGACUACAACGACGGCAACGACAACGGAAAUGAAGGAGACCACGACAAUGCGGGGGAAGAUCAACCGCCGUUCAACCCGGACGAUUACCCGGGAUGGGUAUUAGACGAAGCCUCAGGCGCGUGGUAUUAUGCCGGCGAUGGCGAGGAAGAAGGCGAAUACGUCGAAGGCGAAGGCGAAGAAUACGAGUACGACACGACGGGUUGGAUCGAACGCGAAGUCUACGACGACGUCGCCGCGAAACUUGCAAACGCAGAGGUUACAAUUAGCGAUAAAAACGUCGAAAUCGACGCGGUAAAGAACGAGAAUGAAAAUCUCAAGUUGAAGCAGGCUGACGCGGCCACGGAUUUAGAGCAAGCGGAAAGAGAAGUCGCAGAGUUGAAGUUAAAGGUUGAGCAGUUACAGAACCAGCGCGACGCAGCGUUGACGGCAGAGCAGGUGGCCGAAGCCGAGGAGCGAGGGUACAAGCGAGGCUACGAUGAAGCGACCAAGCACUUCGAGGAGGAGAUGAACGACUUGUUGAUGUGCUUGGGUCAAAGCGAAAGGGCGUGCGAUCGUUUGAAGGAAAAGUUGGCCGAAACGGGCGCCGAUGUCGACGCGAUACUCGAAGAGUUAGAAGCCGAAGAAGACGAAGAGUUGAACAGAUUGUUUGCGCAAGCAGCAAGUGUGGAAGAGAAAGCGGAAGUAUCGGCGGAAGAAGAGCAAGCGACACCGCCGCAAAGUCCUACUUCUGCGAGGAAAAAGAACAACGUUCUGGGCGACCUCGAAUUUCCAGACGCGCCGGAUUCUCCCUUCGUUGGUGCCGAUUCCACGACGGAAGAUAGAGACGACGACGAUAACGACGACGACGACGACAACGAAAAAACCAAGGAAGAUGAAGAAGAAGAGGAGAUGGAAGAUGCCGAGGACAGCGCUUUUGUCAUUCCAAACGCGCCGGCGGGCGUCUCGGAAUCGGACGUUUCCGCGUUCUUUGCCGAUUUCCAUCUUCCCACGCCGCCGCGCGGGCAAGGCAUUACCGACUCAAACAAACUGGAAGAAAACGAAGAUAUAAACAGCGGAGAUCAGGAAGGGGGAGAAGAAAAGAAGCACUUAAAUUUUGAAGACGCAAAGGGAGACAAGGCGGAGGAAGAAAAAGAAAACGACGGCGACGCCACGGAAUCGGACAGAGAACAAGAAGAAGCUCUGACGGAAAUUCAGCUGUAA
This is a messenger RNA of Bathycoccus prasinos, 2565 nucleotides long. RefSeq lists its product with no specific name. The transcript has a single exon. The coding region runs from base 1 to 2565 and encodes 854 amino acids. Lineage: Eukaryota; Viridiplantae; Chlorophyta; Mamiellophyceae; Mamiellales; Bathycoccaceae. The record is from RefSeq and is a predicted model, not a curated record.